Messenger RNA from Acanthoscelides obtectus, 515 nucleotides. NCBI's taxonomy places the organism in Eukaryota, Metazoa, Arthropoda, Insecta, Coleoptera, Chrysomelidae. The record is from the annotation of a GenBank genome assembly.
GCCGAGACCUAGAACGACAGCGCGCCAGAACGCGCUCGUUCAUCCAGUGACCAUGUUCGAAAGUCAAAAUUACCUGUCAUGCCACGUCUCGUCGAAUCAGACCGACACCUGUCACAGUUCCAGAAAAAUGGACGACGAGGAGAACCAGUUCGUAGUCGACGAUGUCAGCAACAUCGUCAGGGACACGAUCGAGACUAUCUUGAGCGGGGCCGUUUACCAGCAAGACAAAGUUAACCAAUGGAGCGCUUCGGUUUCUGAGCAAUGUCUCAGCGCUCUGAGCAAGAUGAAGAAGCAGUUUAAGUAUGUCGUGACGUGUUCCAUAAUGCAGAAGACUGGAGCCGGUUUGCACACGGCAAGUUCUUGUUAUUGGGACAGCGCCACUGACGGUACAUGCACAGUGAGAUGGGAGAAUAAGACGAUGUAUUGUGUGGUGACUGUAUUCGGACUUGCUAUUUGAGGUUUGUUGUUAUCCGAAAUUGUUCAGUAACAGGUCAGAAUAAAUGUAGCUUCGAGUA